AAGGGCGAUGCAAUGCCCACAAAGAGCCUGCGGGGGAGCUGCUGCCGCCCAGCUCCUGGCUGUAAAAGCGGAGCGAGCCCAGGUGGAAGAUGAAGUCUGGCUCCCAGAGCUGAGCAGGCAGCGGCAGCUCCCCCGGGUGCUGGCUACAGAUGGCCCAGGCUUUUCUCCCCCCGAGCAUCUUCCAGGUGGUUUGCGUGGUGCUGGUGCUUUCCCAUUUCAGUAUGAGUUGGAAAUCACCAACAAUGGUCCCAUCACAACAGGAGCUCAAGCAACUAUUAGUGCCAGCUUGAUUAUGAAGAAUGAUGAUGAUGUGCUCAUUCAAGACCCAAACUCAUAUCGUUUCAACUGGAUUUAUGCCCCUCUGACUUUGACUAAGAAAUCAGAACAGCAGUUUAAUUCCGUGAUUGUUGUGACUGGGGAAUUUCCUGGCGAUUUCCCCAUUUCUGUCUGGGUAACUCAUACAGACUGUUGGUUAUGUUGGCCCAUUGCAGGAAAUGUCACAAUGCUUCAGGUUACAGAGUUCAUAGUAGGGAACCUCACCAUUGCACAAAUAGAGGACAACAGUACAUUUGUGAAACAAGGUCCGAGUUCUGCUACAGACACUCUGACCCUGAUUUCUUUCUUUCUUCAUGAUCCAAGUAAUUAUUUCAAGUUGGCUUCAUUCAUCUACUACUGGGAUUUUGGAGAUGGGACACAGCAGGUAACCAAAGAAUCCUUUGUCUACUAUAAUUAUUCUACUGUUGGGAAUCGCACUGUCCAUCUCAAAGUUGUUGCUGAAUGGGAGGAAAUUGGGAGCUCAACAAAUGGAAGAAAAAUGGUACAGAAAACCGGAGAUUUUACAACUGCAUUGGAGUUGCUAGAUGCUGUUAAAAGUAUCCAUGUCAUAGGUUCCAGAGAGACUCAUGUAAUGGAAAACCUAAGUUUAUCUCUACAGAUCAAUGGCAGCCCACCGCUCACUUUAUGUUGGCUAAUAAAGUCUGAAUGUAUUCCACUGGAAGGAGAAAAAUGCCACCUGGUGGUGAUUAAUGGCUCGUACUAUAAUUUGAGCCAUACCUUUAAUGAUGCUGGACAAUACUGUCUCAGUGUGAGAGUGGAGAAUGGGGUCAACACAUUGCAGACGUACCACGAAAUUAAAGUCUGGCCAACAGGUAUUCACCCAGCUUUCUUUGCCCUACCAUGUAUUGCUGUACUCUCAAUGAUGUUAGCACUGGUUAUGUACACAAAUUUCCGAAGUAGUACACAACAAAAGGAUCUCGUAGAGGUGGCGGAUUUUGAUUUUUCUCCUUUGUCUGACAAAAAUUAUUCGCCUUUUGAUUUGGAACCGAGCUGUCUUCAAAUGUGUUGCAGCUGCUGUUUCUCUUGGUCAUCUCAAGAAUACUGUGAGACACACAGGGAGAGCUAUGGACUCCUUCACCCUCUAUACAAGCCAGUCAAAACUUACACAGUGUGAAGAACACGGUCUCACUUGGGUUACACUGACUGCUGACUUUCACUUGUUCCCUUAUGAUGAAUUAAAUACCCAGAGCUGCAUGGAUGGUUUAUUUUUGCUGGCAUACUGGGAAAUUAACUCUUUCAUUAGGCCUGGCAUUAAAUAAGUACUUUGUUAUAUAAUUUAAAAGGAAAGAACCAGAAAUGCAAUAAAAGUGGCUUUGUAUCCUUAAAUUAUACAGGAGUCUACAUUUUACAGGGCACUUCUAAAUAAUUUAAAUGCAGCAUUUUAUUCUAAUGGAAGAUUAUUUUAUGUGCAGAUGUUUGCCCAAUCCACUUCAUAUGUAAUUUGUCUGACCCCACUGCUCUUUCAAAGAAGGCAAUGCUUAAAACAAAUGUGCCUCGUUUUCUUUUCCUUCAUGUCUGCUGUGCAUAGCCAAGCAAUUGGACCAGUCAAAAUGCUGCUUAAUGCACGUUUGUACUAAAAAGAGAAGAAGAAAAAAAAAAAAAAGAAAAGAAACUGAUUUAUUCUCUGCCUUGGAAGCAUUUGGCAUCUAAAACAUUUCACUGAGAACCAGACCCCUUAAUUAUAUUGCUUCUGUAAAAGGACCUCAGUUUUAGCAAACUAUGCUCCUUAGGGAUGUAGCCACUGAUGUUCCCCCAGUGGAAACAAAUUACAACAGAUACUUGUACUAUAGGAAUCCACAAUAUGGCUUGAAUGGUUCCAUUUUCCUGAUGCUGCAAUAUAGUAUUAUUGUAUUCUAACCUGCAAGAGGUGGCAUCUUUCAGGCAAUAUAAUACCCUUAUAUUUUUUUUUUGCCUAUUUUCCUUUU
Messenger RNA from Alligator mississippiensis (American alligator), 2261 nucleotides. It is a transcript of the gene TMEM130, whose product is annotated as transmembrane protein 130. NCBI's taxonomy places the organism in Eukaryota, Metazoa, Chordata, Crocodylia, Alligatoridae. The record is from RefSeq and is a predicted model, not a curated record. The coding region runs from base 8 to 1450 and encodes 480 amino acids. The transcript has 8 exons.